This is a messenger RNA of Ictalurus punctatus (channel catfish), 3234 nucleotides long. It is a transcript of the gene fscn2b, whose product is annotated as fascin actin-bundling protein 2b, retinal. Gene Ontology annotation, molecular function: actin filament binding; protein-macromolecule adaptor activity. The coding region runs from base 1000 to 2472 and encodes 490 amino acids. NCBI's taxonomy places the organism in Eukaryota, Metazoa, Chordata, Actinopteri, Siluriformes, Ictaluridae. Gene Ontology annotation, biological process: actin filament bundle assembly; cell migration; establishment or maintenance of cell polarity. The transcript has 5 exons. Gene Ontology annotation, cellular component: cytoplasm; actin cytoskeleton. The record is from RefSeq and is a predicted model, not a curated record.
CCACCAGGGAGGGCUCUGGUUACCCAGCUUUCUGUCCAAUCACCAUCAGCAAAGAGUUGGAGACUGGGGAACAUAAUAAAAACAGAGGAACCACGGAUAGGAUGGAUAACAGAGCCUCAAAAGUGUCUCUGGGAUAAGAAUAGCAAGAAGGAAAGAAUGGACAAAAAGAAAUAUUAACAGAGAGAAGAAGAAGAAAUGCCAAGGGGUGGCAGGUAAUACGUACAUAUUACAAGAGUGGUUACAUCAUUUGUGCUAAGUAACAACAAAUUUGCCGGUCAUCUUCAUGAGGAUUUACAAAAGGUCAGCCUGUUGAGAUUCAAAGAUGCUUCUAUUUAAAGGCCAACUUAAAACUGGAUUGAAAACUAAGAUGUGAAUAAAGAAGAAGGUCUGCAAAGAGGCAAAGGACAGGAAUAAAUCAAGCAGACAGGAAAGAAGUCAUGACUAGUUCUGCAUGGCCCCAGACCAUGUCUCUUUAGGAUUCAGUAAACCCACAAGUAAUUGCUGGUAGGACAAACAGGAUAAGGUUUGUGAAUGCAUUGAGAAACAGUAAUAAUGAUGGAGAGUAGGAGAGGAAGGGAGUGAGUGAGUCAAGAAAAAAAGGAACUGGUGGGAUCAAGGUGACGUCAGCAGCUCACUGGAUUGAGGUAUUGAGUACUGCUGAUUUUAAUCUGAGCUGAUUAGGAAACAGAAAAACAGAGCCUUGGUAAGCUCUCUUGAGAGAAAGACUACAUGAGGAGGCUUUUUUUUUUUUAAGGAAGAGACACAACAGACUUUAUCACCAAAAGAAAACUCAAAUAACUAACAUAUAUAUAUAUAAGAACAAAGUAAGUUACAAACAAACAAUAGAUUGUUUAGGAGGAUUUUGUAAACUUCAUGCUUGAGAAUUAGCUUUUUAGUGACAAACUAGUCAAGACAGGGAGGAGAGGUAUUUAUUUUGAUAAUUGGUUUCAUCUCUGGACUUGUAUUACUCUGUUGCUUUCACCUGAGUUCUACGCCACAAUGCCUAUAAACGGCAAUAAAGCCCUCAAGCUUCAGUUUGGGCUGAUUAAUUAUGAAAAUCGCUACCUGACAGCAGAGGCUUUUGGAUUCAAAGUGAAUGCUUCAGCUCCAAGUCUCAAGAAGAAGCAAAUCUGGACACUUGAGCAAGAUGAGAUUGACGGCCAAGUGGUGUACUUGCAGAGCCACCUGGGCCGCUACUUGGCUUCUGACAAAGAUGGCAAGGUGAGCUGUGAAGCUGAGACACGGGAGAAUGUCUGCAGGUUCAUAAUUGUGGCACGGUCAGAUGGCCGCUGGGCCUUGCAGUCUGAGCCACACCUGCGCUUCUUUGGAGGGUCGAAAGACCACCUAUCCUGCUUUGCUCAGUCCAUUGGUGAGGCAGAGCUCUGGACUAUGCACCUGGCCCUUCACCCACAAGCCAACUUGCUAAGCGUGGCCCGCAAGCGUUAUGCUCAUCUGUCUGCACCUGACAGUGAAAUAUCUGUGGACAGCAACAUUCCAUGGGGUGUUGAUGCUCUUCUAACUCUGGUUUAUGUGGAUGGCAAGUACUGCCUAAAGACAAGUGAUAGCCGCUUCUUAAGCAAUGAUGGGAAACUCUUGGUUGAAAAUGGCCGUGGAACUGUAUACACAUUGGAGCUGAAAUCAGGCAAGUUAGCCUUUAAGGACUGUGAAGGAAAGUACUUGAGCCCAAUGGGACCAACAGGUACCCUACGCUCAGGACGCUGCUCCAAACCAGGCAAGGAUGAGUUGUUUGACCUAGAGGAGAGUCAUCCACAGGUGGUCUUUCAAGCUGCCAAUAACAGAUUUGUCUCCAUUCGACAAGGGGUGAACAUCUCCGCAAAUCAGGAUGAUGAAACAGACAUGGAGACUUUUCAAAUGGAGAUUGAUAGAGAAAGUAAAAAGUGCAAAUUCAGGACAAAUGAAGGCAACUACUGGAUGCUUGUAGCUCAUGGAGGCAUCCAGUCCACAGCCAAAGAAGUAAGUGCCAACACCAUGUUUGAUAUUGUGUGGCUUGGACGACGUGUGGCACUACAAGCUAGCAAUGGGAAAUAUGUAUGCACCAAAAAGAAUGGACAACUUGCUGCAGUUAGUGACUCAAUAGGUGAGGAUGAACAGUUCAUUCUGAAGCUGAUCAAUAGGCCCAUCCUAAUUCUCCGGGGUGAGAAUGGAUACGUGUGCCAUCACAAAAACUCUAACACACUAGAUGCAAACCGCUCAAUUUAUGAUAUCUUCACAUUACAAUUCAGUGAUGGGGCAUACCAUAUUAAAGGUGCAGGAGGGCAGUUCUGGUAUGUGUCCAGCACUGGCUUGGUGUGUUCAGAUGGAGACACACCUGAAGACUUCUGCAUUGAGUUCUUGGAGCAUGGCCGCAUUGGAAUAAAGGGCAAAAAUGGCAAGUACCUGCGUGGAGACCAGGGCGGCACACUGAAAUGUGAUGGAGAAACAGCAGAUAGCUCAUCUCUCUGGGAAUAUUGACACCUAGUGGUCAUUUUAGGGACAUUCUAUCUCCUGCCUCUCAAAAACCUUGUUUUAGGUUAUUAUGGGGCUCAGGGGUAUUUUUAAACAUGGAUUGUUGGAAUAAUACACUUGUGAGCUAAAACUGAUGUUUUCUUUGUAUAUAAGCAUUUGUCAAUACUUUCUCAAUAGCUAAAUGCUAAUCUUCCAGAUUUUGACUGUGAUAGAUAGUAAACCAAAGACUUUUAACAUGAAAAAUUAAGUUUUUAAAUUGUUCUUAAUAUUUCUGAGAUAUAAAGUAUUAUGUAGCUUAAUGUAGCUUUUGCCCUACAUUUACACACUACAUGUUGAUUUGAAGCACUGUUUAAUAAUGACCUUUUCAAAAAAUUUGUACAGUCCUAAGUUGGUGUCUGCCAAAAGGCCUUAACCAAUAUUGUUCUUUCUGAUCACUUCCUCUAUGGGCUUAUUUGCCUUUAUAAUUUAAAAAUAAUAAUAAUAAUAAAAAAAAAUUAUUGCCAAUCGUUAAACAAAGGGUAGUGUAAGUACUGCUGUUGCAAAGUGCUGUGUCUGGAGUGUAGCACUAACACGAAAAUGGUUUUGUUAAAGGGCUUGUCAUAAUUUUCUAAAAACAGCAUGAUUAAAUUGCUACAGAUAAAACUCAAAAUUAUUACUUCCAUCAACCAUCUGGUCUUUCACCCUGUAACUAUAUUUAAGAUUUCUGUAACUGUAUGCCAUCUCUGUUUUUCCUCUCUGAUUAUGAAAGAAUAAAAAGCUUUGUGUGGG